Andrographis paniculata is the source of this 738-nucleotide messenger RNA. RefSeq lists its product as uncharacterized. Bases 93 to 659 code for a protein of 188 amino acids. The record is from RefSeq and is a predicted model, not a curated record. Lineage: Eukaryota; Viridiplantae; Streptophyta; Magnoliopsida; Lamiales; Acanthaceae. The transcript has 2 exons.
UUCCGCAGUUUUCUAAAAGAAUAGAGAGACAUUUCCACCGUACAGAAGCUUCAAACUCUGCAAAAAUUCGAAUCUCUGAAAGCUAAAUUCCCAUGGCGGUGGCAACAACAAGCGCCGGCAGCUACCUGAAAGCAAUUGAAGAGGUCUCGUCCUCCAGGCGACGCUUCAAUUGCAGUUAUGCCCCCAGAUUCUCAGCCAUGGCGCCAAGGAAGAAGGUGAACAAGUACGAUCCGAGCUGGAAAAAGGAUUGGUACGGCCCCGGGAUCUUCUACGAGGGCAGCGAAGACCAGGAAGUCGACGUGUUCAAGAAUCUGGAGAAGCGGAAGGUGCUGAGCACCGUCGAGAAGUCCGGCCUGCUGUCGAAGGCGGAGGAUUUGGGAGUCACUCUAUCGUCCAUCGAGAAAUUAGGGCUUCUGUCGAAGGCGGAGGACCUCGGACUCCUCAGCUUGCUUGAGAAGACAGCUGGCUCCUCGCCUUCCGCCUUGGCCUCCGCUUCCCUCCCGGCGCUGGUGGCCGCGGUGGCCGUCAUCGUGGUGAUUCCGGAUGACUCGCCGGCGCUGGUGGCGGCGCAGUUUCUAAUCGCCGGGCUGCUCGCGGCUGGGGCAGUAGCGCUGUUCGUUGGGUCGAUUGUGUUGGGAAGAUUGCAGGAGAACGAAUAGCAGGACUUUUGGUGGAAAAUUAAGUACAUGCUUCUUUCUCUGUUAGAUUUAUAAUGAUAAUCAACGAUGUGUGUUCAUA